AUGGAGGUGAUCUUGCCUUACAGCCCCAGACUGAUUUUAUGGAAUUUGGGUUUUAGCCAAAAAUAGGACAAAGAUGAAUGAGAGAAGCUCCCUAAGGAGAGGCUCAAGGAAGAGCAAAAAAAAAAGGAUGGAAAACCAGCACUUCUGUAGCACAGGGACUAGAAAUUGGACUUGAAAUCUAAGCUUGGGAAAAUAAUCAUUUAUAAGACCUCUCCAGGGUCUGAGAUGGGAGGGUAUUACUGCCAUGUCUGUGACUGUGUGAUGGAAGACUGCAUCAACUUCCUGGAUCUCAUGAAUGGUAGGGAAUGUCGAAACCUGGGUUUGUCCAUGUAUAUGGAACCUUCCUCCCUAGAUCAAGUGAAGAAACAUUUUGAGGUCAACGAAAAAAGAUGGAAAAAGCUGAAGGAUUGUGAUUUUGAGAAGAGGUUGAAGGAACUCAGAGAAGAGGAGGAAAUGGCUAGUGUCCACAAGAAAGAGUCACAGAAUGAGAAGAAAAAAAGGGCUGAGGAAGACUUGAUAUUUGAGGAGGAGGAUGAGAUGGCAGCUGUGAUGAGCUUCUUUGGCCUUAGUUUCACCAAGAAGAGUUACGGAGACUUUCUGUGCUUGGCCUAA
Urocitellus parryii (Arctic ground squirrel) is the source of this 612-nucleotide messenger RNA. Its product is annotated as zinc finger matrin-type protein 2. Gene Ontology annotation, biological process: mRNA splicing, via spliceosome. NCBI's taxonomy places the organism in Eukaryota, Metazoa, Chordata, Mammalia, Rodentia, Sciuridae. The record is from RefSeq and is a predicted model, not a curated record. Gene Ontology annotation, cellular component: U4/U6 x U5 tri-snRNP complex; spliceosomal complex.